UGAAACUUUGGCGCCACAGACUUUUAAACAUCUGGAGGAAACAGCGAAAAGACCAUCAAGAAGAUGACUCCAAACAUCAAAAUAGUCCUCUCGUUUUCACGGAAACGUAACGUUAAUUAACGCUGUUGUAGUAGUCAGUAACCUCCCGGUUGUAACGUUAGUUAACGCUGUUGUAGUAGACGAUGUAACGUUAGCUAACAGCCUCCCGUUGUUGUCAGAUAACUAACAGAUACCGCUAAUAAACAACUCGUUUACCGCUGAGCAGACUCACAUAAAUACAUAAAUACAUACACCUGUCCGGACUUUAAUCAGCCGCCAUGAACAGGACCAAGCUGAAGAAAACCAGGGCACCAGAAGGCCACAAGAAUAUCUCGUCCUUCUUUUCCUCUCAAAACCACCAGAGGGACUUGUCACCUUCCACAAAAUUGUUUGUCACUGGCAACGCGCACGCCAAGACUGAACCUCAGAUCAAAGAUGGUGAAACCUCUAGAUUCAGACCCCAUUCCCCCUUAAAGAGGAGUAUCCUUGGGGACCUUGAAAACCUCCUGCCCUCCUCACCAGAUCUUCUCCUUUCUGUUCCCGAGACACCCAUGAGUCAGAUUAGGCUUGCUUCCUCUUCUUCGUCCAAAGAUUCAGGUCAACUGAGCCCCAGGCCCAGCAGAGAGGUGUGGAGCUUGGAGAAGCUCUGCCAACUGUCCCCCAUCUGUCGCAGUCCCCGAUCCAAAGGGCAGAGUGUACGGAGAGUGAUGAGUGAAAAUGAAGGAAAAACCAAGAGGGAAGAGGGAGGUUUUGGCUCCACAAAAAGACUCUUCAGCCCUCCUCAAGAGCUCCACAUUGCCAAGAGACCAAGAACUGCCAAUCCACCAGCACAAAGAGCUGUGCUCAGCCCCACAGCUAGCAACGUGAAAAUAACAAGGCCUGUGAUUGGGCCUGGGAAGACACCUCACUUCUCCAGUCACCAGUCAGGAGGUCACAGCAGAGCUUCUAAAGUGAUCUUUGAUGACAGCACAAACAAAAUGAUGUCACUGAAGUCUGCUUCUUGCCAAUCUUUUGGGGAACAGAGAAAACAUCAGGAAGAGAGAGAUGGAAACAAGAAGGAUUCUGUUUUUACUGUGGUAACAGAACAGAAGGCAACUGGGGCGAAAGCCAGUGGACACUCACACACUCGUCUGGAUAAGGAUGCUCCCACUCUUACUGCUCACAUGCAGAAACCUAGUGCACAAACUAUCACGACUGUGGCACAGAGAAGUGAAAAGGAGGGAGAGGUUGACCUUAACAAGAAAGAAGCUACAAGAAAUGCAGUGACCUCAUCAAAAGGAGACGGAGACAACGUGACAUCAUCAGACCAGGGACAAGCUGGAGGAAUGACGUUGCCGUUUCCUGUGGACGACGAGCUGGACGAGAGCUGGUUUGCAGAGCAGAUGGAUCAUAAUGAAGGUCUUAUUAAAGGGGAUAAACCCAAAAAACCCUGUAAGGUGCCAGACCACGUGAUCCUUUCUGGAGGCCUAAACAACCGCUACUGGGUUUUAGAAGUCGAGGAAAGGCCUGGCCACAAAACACUGACCAUCUCAUGCUCCAAAUCUCUACACCCAACUGAGACGUGUCUGCUGAAAGAUGGAUGGGAGAUGACUCCUGUUUGUUGUGGCGAUGUGGUGCAUCUGGAGGGCCGCUCUGAUAGUGGAGCCUGGUUAGUGGACAGGGAGCAGGGCUUCCUGGUUUUACUACCCGAUAGCCUCAUCUCAGGUACCAGCAUCUCGAGCUCCAUCCGCUGCAUGCGGCGUGCUGUACUGGGAGAUAUGUUCAAGAGUUUUGACGGUGGCUCCAAGCAAAUGCUCAACGGCACCAUGGUCCAUGAAGUCUUCCAGAGAGCAGCUACAGCUAAAGAUUUUUCUUUGGAGACAUUGUCUAAACUGGCUGACCAGGCCCUGCACAGUCCUCAGUACCUGGGAGACAUGUACACUUUGGGUGUAAGCCAGGAAGAGAUGAAGCAGGAACUGCAUGAUUAUCUGCCCUCACUGGAGCAUUGGGCAAAGGAAUAUCUCAGCACCCCAACACCAAAAGCCAUCAGCCUCAAAAUUGAGAAGAAUGGGAGCUGUGUGGGGAAUGUGCAGCUCAGCGGCCCAGUGACCGUACAGUCCGAAGGGGUUUUCCUCCAUAGUUUCCAGCGAAGCAGUGCAGUGCCACAGAAGGGUUUGGCCAACAGUGGUUUGGCCAGAGGGGAUCGCAUCGUCGUUAGCGACCAGGAAGGUCGUCUGGUUGGUUUGGCAACAGGAUACCUGUGUGAGGUCAGCAGGACGUGUGUAAGUUGCACCCUGGACAGAGACCUGUCUAAGUUCAGGGGUGUGUUGUUUCGAUUGGAUGGAGAUGAAGGUGUGGUGGGCCUCAGCACUCACCUCACCAAUCUGUCCAGACUGAUGGAAAACGGUCAGGACAGUGAUCGUCUGAGGGAGCUGGUUGUUGACCUUCGUCCUCCAGAGUUUAUUUCCAACCUCAGUUCUGUUCUGCCAAGAGAGGCCAAGGACACUGUGGCCAACAUCCUUAAAGGUCUCAACAAACCCCAGAAGCAGGCCAUGAAGAAGGUGUUGUUAUCUAAAGACUACACACUGAUUGUUGGCAUGCCAGGCACAGGCAAAACCACAACCAUCUGCACCCUGGUUCGCAUCCUUCACGCAUGUGGGUUCAGUGUGCUCCUGACCAGCUACACCCACUCUGCUGUUGACAACAUCCUGCUGAAGCUAAAGCGUUUCCGGGUUGGGUUUCUGCGUCUUGGGCAGGGGCAGAAGGUUCAUCCCGACAUCCUGCCCUACACAGAGGAAAGUAUAAGGAAGAAGGGAGUUCACACUCUGUCAGACUUGGAGCAGCUUUACAACAAGGAGCUGGUAGUGGCAACCACCUGUAUGGGCAUCAAACAUCCCAUAUUCACACGUCGCCGGUUUGAUUUCUGUAUCGUGGAUGAAGCUUCACAGAUCAGCCAGCCGAUCUGUAUGGGACCCCUGUUCUAUGCCAAGAGAUUUGUGCUGGUGGGGGAUCACCAACAACUGCCACCAAUAGUACAAAAUCAGGAAGCUAGGUCACUUGGGAUGGACGAAAGUCUAUUUAAGCGACUGGAGCUGCAUAGUGAAGCAGUGGUCCAACUCAAUGUACAGUACCGGAUGAAUAGGCAAAUAAUGUCUCUCAGUAACUCUCUGAUGUACGAGGGCCGGCUGGAGUGUGGAUCAGAGAGGACAGCCACAGCCCUGCUCACCCUGCCCUUCCUGGCUUCUGUCCAGUCGGAGCUGAGCUCCUACUCGAAGACUGAUCCCCAGCACGACCUGGCUUGGAUACAGGCCACAUUGUUGCCUAGCAACCCUGUUUGCUUCCUCGAUUGCUCAAUGGUACCAGCGCUGGAGUCUGUGGAGCAGGGAGGUGUAAGCAAUCACACCGAGGCUGCUCUCAUACACAAGCUGCUUUCACUGCUGAUAAAGGCGGGUUGUAAGCCUAGUGAUAUAGGUGUUAUCGCCCCCUACAGACAGCAGUUAAAGAGUAUCUCUGCUCUGCUGCAGUCCUCUGCGUUUACCGGUGUGGAGGUGAACACAGUGGACAGAUACCAAGGACGCGACAAAAGUCUGAUAGUUUUUUCUUUUGUCAAGAGCACUGCAGAGGAAGGAAACUUAGGAGAGCUGUUGAAGGACUGGCGUCGCCUGAAUGUAGCCAUUACCAGGGCUAAACACAAGCUGCUGAUGGUGGGCUCCGUCACAACGCUACGACGCUAUGCGCCUGUGGAGAAACUACUCAACCAUCUCCAGCAGGAGAACAUGAUUAUCCAGCUCCCACCAGCUGCCCACAAGGCCUUACCAAGCGUUCCCCUGUUAUAGAAGACUAUGAAGCCAUGGUGGUGUUUCAGGUCUGAUUCACCGUGGAACAGCCGCUGACUGUGGAGCACCUCAGCAAGGCAGAGAUUGACUGCCAGUCUGCAAAAGCACUGAAUGAUAUGUCUGGCUGGAUCAGGGACUAGAGAUGCACAUUACACUAAUCAACACAUUAGAACUGACACUUGAAGGCACUCAAGGGGACACUGCCUCUGAUCUGUACGACACUGGUUGAACAUUGUAUGUUUUAUAAUAGAAUAAUUUAAAAUGUCUUAUUAUACAAAGCACUCAAAAACAGGUGCCUUUGUAGUAUAGAAUUUAAAUAUUGAAACACAUGCACCAUUUAGCCUCUUGUGAUUAAUAGAUGGCCAGUUUGGGCUCUAACACUUCAUAUUUAAGUGAAGAGGAGUGGCAAGACCUUAUAAAGUUAAUCUCCAGACUGAACCUCAACAAGUUUUGUAAGCUAGAGACCCUUAGGCCACAGCUGUAAUUGUUAAUGUUGAACCAUUUUAAAUGCAUCACACACCAGUUUUAAAUCUAUCAAUAGUUAACGUCUGCUGUGAAACAAGGUACUGAGACACUGAACAAAUAAAAUAGUUGUAGACAAUGGCGGAUUAUGAUACUGAGCAUCAAACCUCAAAUAGGACUAUUCAUAAACUCAUACUUUUGAUCAAAUACCUCACUGAUACACUGUAACAAUAGUUAGAUUGACUUUUGGUACUUUCAUUCAGCAUUUACACACACAACCAAAAAUCAUUAGUAAUGUGAAUAUAGAGUUAUUUAUAGUUUCAUG
Morone saxatilis (striped sea-bass) is the source of this 4641-nucleotide messenger RNA. RefSeq names its product DNA replication helicase/nuclease 2 (gene dna2). The coding region runs from base 318 to 3854 and encodes 1178 amino acids. NCBI's taxonomy places the organism in Eukaryota, Metazoa, Chordata, Actinopteri, Moronidae. Gene Ontology annotation, cellular component: cytoplasm. Gene Ontology annotation, molecular function: single-stranded DNA helicase activity; 5'-flap endonuclease activity. Gene Ontology annotation, biological process: replication fork reversal. The record is from RefSeq and is a predicted model, not a curated record. The transcript is spliced from 21 exons.